Messenger RNA from Gamsiella multidivaricata, 8767 nucleotides. RefSeq names its product cell morphogenesis N-terminal-domain-containing protein. Gene Ontology annotation, biological process: cell morphogenesis. The coding region runs from base 168 to 8729 and encodes 2853 amino acids. The record is from RefSeq and is a predicted model, not a curated record. NCBI's taxonomy places the organism in Eukaryota, Fungi, Mortierellomycota, Mortierellomycetes, Mortierellales, Mortierellaceae. Gene Ontology annotation, cellular component: cell cortex; site of polarized growth. The transcript has 9 exons.
UACUCUUUUACCCACUAAUUCCCGCCUCAUUCCUUCUUCCAUCCAUCCAUCCCUCAACACCCCUUCCUCCCCAUUGACAUCAUUGACUUACUCAGUCGCCACCACCUGCACUCGUCCGUCGUCCUCGUCGUUGUUGUUGCUGUCGUUGUUUUCGCCCUGAAUUAGCCAUGGCACAGAAUGGGGACCUUGACUUGACCGGAGACACCGCCCCUGCUGCCAAUACUACCACCACUACUACUACUACCGCCACUACUGCUACUGUUGCUGCUGCGGCUGCUACCCCAUUACCAGGCGUCACCAAUGGAGGUGUUCAGCACAGUGUUCAGGAAUCCGCUUCCGCCAAAGCGGGGCCCGGACCAGCAGCCGUAGGGACGGGCCAUCGUCCUGCCCUCAACGACUGGAAGUUCCCAUCCACACCUCGCGUCGCCACUCCUGCGCCAUUCGAACACCCAUCCAACCAGCUGGAUGAACAGCACUUGGCGGGCGCCUCAUCGCCCGCCAUAGGGCAGCUGCACCAGUUUCAACACCAACAACCCGCAACCAUGGACUAUUUCAAUCAUCCAACAUCUUCCUAUGUCCAAACAACCCAACAACAGCAACAGCAACAGCAACCGCAACCGCCAUAUUCCUCCAGCAACAGUCAGUUCAGAGACGGGCCACAGACACCUCGGUCGCCAUACUCCUUUGCAGGAUCCUUGGACGGCAUGUACGCGGAACAGCAGCAAUCCGGUCCUUCGCAGGAGAUUCAUAUCCAGCUGCAGAACGGCGGACAGGUACAAGGCAUGCGGCGGAGCAGUCAUAGCCACAGCCAAAGUCAGGAGAGUGUCGGAGCCCCGAUCGACCAUCCAGGGAUGUUACACCACCUGCCAUUGCAUCGGCAUCAACUGCAGCACGACGUUGCUCAACCAGGACAUGCUCCCCUCCCCAAUGCCUCUUUACUGCCGCAGCUACAACCACAGGGACUGGCACUCUCGCCGCACCAGAUGCAGACCCCGUCCGAGUUUGCACUCAAGAUGCUGUUCACUCAAUUUGUCAAGAUGGCUGAAGCAAAGCUAAACGCCAUGGUUCACCUGCCAUUGCAAGACACAGAACCCGAUAUCUUGUCGCCUCUCAAGCAUGGAGUCGACCCAAAGUUUGACAAAUUACUGGAAUCACUUGGAUCCGUUGCUCGGCAUCGACCGAAACCCGUCAUCGACUGCGUUAUGCUCUGGCGCAAGGGAAAAAUUGAAUCGUCGGACGAUCCGUCCAUAAAGACAACAUCAGGCGACUGGUCAGCCAACUUCAAGUUUCGGGACCCAAAGAGUGUAAUCAAGGAGCGGAAAUCGGUCGUCUCGUUAUUCAUCAUGUCGCGGUCGCUCAUUGAGAUUGUACGACAGGUUCAAAAGGACAGCCUGCCGGAUGAGCUGGGUUCUCGACUGGAGGAAACUGUCUUUAAUCAAUUGGAGAACGUGGAUCCCGAAUUUAUCCAGAGAUCCUCGAAUCGUACAGCGAAUAUGAACGUGUUGGUCGAGCUCAUGGGGUCUCUUUCCAACGUCCGCUUUGCAACAGUCAGCGACCGCUUUAUCGCCGAGCUGGAAAAGUACAAAACUGGAGCGCCUGUCAAGGACAAGGAAAGAGAGCAGCGCAUGGAGAUGCUCAUUCGCGGAAUGCGAUACUUGAAUCUGAAGCUGUAUCCCAUGGACUGUCUUGAAGAGACAGCGGAUUUUCUGCAGAGUUGUGCUGGAUUUUUCAAGAUGGCAAGGGGAAUCAGGAUAAAGCACGCGUAUGCCGAGCUCUUUGUUCAGCUUUUGACCCCAGUCGCAAAGGUGGCGUUGGCGGAGGUCAACCAUCCAAACUGGUCUAAAACCGUGGAACUUAUAUACCCAAAGGCUCGUAAGAUGACCAACAAACCGAGGCACGUCCAAGUCGCCCUCCCACUUGUUACUAUGCUACUGUGCGUCAGCAAGAAGGAUUUUUUCCUCAAGCAUUGGCUCUCAGUGUUCGACUCUUGCCGCGAAAAGUUCAAGGAUAAGACUAUACGUCCGAUCGCUCUAAACUGCAUCUCACAACUGCUCUGGGUAUUCUUGUAUCGUUGCUCGGAUGGAACAGGCAGUACAUUCCGAACUCUCGAUACAAUUGUCAAGGCUUUGUAUCCAUCCAACAGGAAAUCGUCCGGCAUGGUGGAUGGAACACUGGGACAUUUUAUCCGCAUCGUUCAUUUUAUCGGAGCACGACAUGCCGAUUACGCCACUCGCUCAAUCAUCUUUCAGCUGCUGAACCUGGAGAAUCUUUCGAAUGUCAUCUUUACAAAUUUGACUAUGGAUAUGAUUUCGCCAGAGCGCAUGACAAUCGCUGUGCGGUCGUUCAUGUUGAUUCUAGCAGAUCUCGACAAAGGAAAUAGUCGACCGCCGUUUCCGACCGCUGGAGAUGCCGUCAAUGUCAUCUCGGACUCACCAACGUCAUCCGAUAUUCUCGAUCCAAGUGUAAUCAACCGCGCAGGAAUGAGGGACACCUAUGAUCAGAUGACUGCUGUCCUCGGAAAGAUCGCUAUCGUUUGCGAUCGUAAUUACGGCCACACUUUGAUCCUCGACGAGAAAUAUACAACAGCGAGGAGCAUGUUUUCGGCGGCGGCUAUUAUGGCAACAGCUACAGGCGAUGGUGGGGCAUCAGUUGUUCACCAAUAUUCGACUUUUGCAGUGUCGUACUCAAAGGAGAAGCAGGUCUACUUUGACCUCAUGACCGCAUGGGUGUCAUGUCUACCGCGUUGUAUGCCAUCUGGUAUCCCAUUGUUGAAGCUCGUCGAAAUGCUGUCACGAUAUACUGCACACGUGGAUCCAGAACUUCGCAAAGCAUCUGCAGCAGCUCUCGUCCGUAUUGCCACGCAAUGCAAUUCUCAAGUGGCAGUGGCAGGAUAUUCGGCCUUUGUUUGUACGGUAGAGGACCGUCUUUCGGAGCUACUGGCUGGCCUGAGUAUACCUGGGUCGGGAAUGCCAGCCGAAAAUGGACUCUUGGCAAUCUACAUCCGCAUUCUCGAGGCAUGGAUUGAAAACACGGACGGCAAGAAACAGCAGGAAGGGGAGGGCAGUAAAGACGAAGAGGGCCAGGCAUCUUCAGGAGGUCUCACCAGUCCGGUUACAUCUAUAGAAGGAAGUCGGUCGUUCUCUUCGCCUUAUGUCCCUGAGGUGAAUUUGGUUACUCAGCUGCAGACGACAGAGGAAAAUGGAUUAUUAUUCCUUUGCAACCAAUCGCCUGUUAUCCGCCGAUACGCCAUUUCGAUUCUGAAGCUUGCAACAUCCUUCGACCGUCCUGAAAUACAAAUCACUGGACCUGGGGGCGAGAUCAAGGAGGGCGUCAUGCCAGCGAGCGUUUCAGUCAGGCCACGCCUGGAGGUCACCAGGAUCUAUCAUCUACUGCAGAAUGCUGUUCAGGAACUGCUUCAAGUCGACGAAUACGGGAAUGCGCAUAAGGAUUGUCCACUGGCGCUGCACGAGUUAAUCCGACUGCAGAUUCACCACCAGAAGGGCUCGAGCGAGGUCUUUUCACUGCUUGCUGCGAGCGAGCACGUCGUGGAUGUCGGGAUCUGGCGUUUCUGUUUUCCGUUGUUGAUCACAAAGAUAUUCCAGCACUUCCCCGGACUCUGUGAACCUUGUUUGGAUACCGUGAGCAGGCGUCUGAUGCAGCUAUACCCGGCCAUUGUCACUACAACGGAUCUAGCCCUCAACAGCACCCUGGCCUCCAAAUUCUCUAUCAAAAACACGCAGGUGGCGACGGAUGAGAUGGUGGAGCAAUGGCGCACUUAUCUCAUCUAUGUGUGUUCAACUAUGACCCGACACGAGCACCAAUCGCCCGCGACUCCAGGACAUGGCCGCAAGAAAUCAGCACCUUCGGAAAAGAUCACCUGCGCCCGGGAUUUGUUUCGCCUGGUCCUUCCACUUUUGUACAGCGAUCGCCAUUUGAUUCGAGAGUCCGUCGUAGCCUCUCUAGGAAGGAUCAAUGUUCAUCUUUACAAGGCUCUGUUGGAGGAUAUUCAGCCGCUGCUUUACUCUGUUCACGAUGAAUUCCGGUCAAAAAAUGGCGGCAGCAGCAUCAAACCACCCUAUCAAGGGAAACGCAACAAGAAGGUCGAUCGACUCCGAGCAGAGAUUGCUCACAUACUGGAUCUAACAGCACCCCUACUGAGGAGUCCGGCGUUAGUGCACGAUGAACACAUCACCUCAUGCUUGAAAGGCUAUGUCCGGGAGACCCUGAUUUUCCUCCUGGACUCUGAAGUGCAGCAUGAAUGGGAGUUUGUCAAGCUCCGGACGCAUUUUUGCGGGUUCGUGUGUCAUUUGUAUAACGGGAUCUCGCAGAUCGGGAACACAGAGGCCAUCAUGCCAUUUGAUCUCCGGCUGGCACUCUUCAGGCUGUUUGAGGACUGGUGUGGACACGGACCGAACAGUUUUAUCCGCGAUGGUGACCACAAGUCGUUCUGGUUCGGCUUAGAUCUCAACAACGAGGUUCAAAUGGCCGAGAAAUUUGAUCUCGAGCUAGCCGCCCUGCGUGCAAUGGCAUCUCUUUGUCAAGGGCCGAUUAACAAUCCAGCACCAAGCCAAAGGCCCGAUAGAUCGCGGACUUGUUUCAACAUCGAUGAGGUGUUUAGGUGGAUCGAAAGCGUCUUCCAGAGUCCGGAAGAGCGACUUCACGCGAUUGCACAGAAUGCGCUGGAGGCAUUGCUGAUCCAUAACCAGGACAGGGCAGAGCUCCUGGAAGAUGCGCUUCACCAAUGCUAUGCUGGGGACAUAUCGCAAAAGUUUAUUCAGGGCCAUUUCACAGCGUUGGUAGACAUCAUCCUGAGGGUCGAGUCUUAUCCUUGUCAAGUCAGCCAAAUGCUUAGUCUGGCCUUAUUCAAGUGCGGAGACUCCAAUAUCCAGAUUAGGACCCGGGCCAUCAAGCUACUAAAGGUUAUCGAGGAACGCUAUUUCCCCGAGACGUGUGCUGGUGAAUACGAGAUUGGUAUCAUCAACAAACUACCGACAAUCUACCGCCAAGCACAGUACGUGCUGUCUGCUCGACUCGCACAGGAUCGGCCUGAACAGACCUACUCGUUAUUAUCGGAGGCAAUGAUGAGGUUCGAUUUGGUCCACCCGGGCUGGCGCGGGGAGAUGCUGUACUACAUCGCACCAUGGUUAGAAAACGUUGAGCUGGUCGUGGACGGAGAUGAUGAGCUCAGUACGACUUCAUUCGUUGUCCUGACGAACUUGUUCUACCUGACGGUCAAGUAUGGCGACGACCAUGUCAAGGAGAUUGAGACACUCUGGGUGCAGCUCGUCGCCGGCGACAACUUUGCGAAUAUCCGGCCGGUCAUUGUGUUCUUGCUGGACCUUGGGCUCGAGAAGAGGAAUCCAGAGUUUGUGCACCCGGCUAAGAAGGUCAUUGUCUUCCUUGGGCGCACAUCGGCCUGCUCCCGAAUGGUCGAUAUCUUGAUCAAUGAGAUCUCCCCCAAGGCAAUGGUCCCGAAAUUGAAGCAGGAGCGCAACCACUUCGAGCCACCGUUCACGUCCGAAUUCUACCUGGCUAAUCUCGAUAGCCUCAUGAAUGGAAUGGAGAAGAGGCCUGCUUUCUCGCGAGGACAGCUGGCAACUGUUCUUCUUGUUGACCUUGCUGUCGAGGCAGGAGCGGAGCUGCGGCGGCACCUCCCUCUCCUGUUGCAGACACUCUUUGUGCAACUGGACCAUUACACGGCUUUGAUCUGUGAUCAGACAAGGUCCCUUCUCGUGCAUUUGAUUCACUCUAUUAUCAUUCGCGAGUCGAGAAGCCUCGAGAUUAUCGAUCAGUCGACCGACCUGGUCAAUUUUUUGAACACCAAGGAGGGCAAGCCAUUGUGGGCGUACGACGACAUUAUCUCGCUCAACAUGCGCGAGUCCCCCGAACUGGAAAACCUUGUCUAUCGUUCUGUCCAGGUCUUCCAAGCGUCUGAAGUCGAGAUCCGUCAGCAAUGGGGUGAGACGGCGCUCCAGUGGGCUACCGCUUGUCCUGUGCGGCAUAUCGCCUGUCGGUCUUUCCAAAUCUUUCGCGCUCUGGCACCGUGUUUCAACCAGCACAUGCUUGCAGAUAUGCUCGCUCGGUUAUCAAACACGAUUGCGGACAAGAGCCAAGAGAUCCAGGCAUUUGCGAUGGAGAUCCUGAUCUCUCUUCAGUCGAUCAUCGAGUCGUUUGAUGCGCCAAGGAUGAUGCAGUUUCCGCAAAUAUUCUGGGGCUCGAUUGCGUGUCUUUACACGGGCCACGACCAAGAGUACUUUGAAGGACUCAAGGUUCUGGAGAUUGUGACAACUCGACUGGAUUUGAUGGAUCCGCCUACGCUCGAGUUCCUCCUCUCUUACUUUCCUGAUCAAUGGGAUAGUGCGUUUAUGGGAAUCCAGCCUUUGCUACUGAAGGGGCUCCGAUCAACCUUGACGCAGCAGAUCUCGCUGCGACUGUUAAGGCGCCUGCUGUUUGUCUCUGAGAACGCGCUCAUUGAUCCGUCGGAAAACCGAGUCGUAUUCCUGUUCCUUGGCCUGUUACCGUUACUGGCUGAAGGUCUCGAGACAAAGGACAUUAAUGAGGAAUGUCUGCAGUGGGCCCAGGAUAUCGGUACGAUUGCUGAGCGUGAUGGAUACGCAAACAUCGCGCACCUGCUGGCAGUCUAUGCCAAGCAACGCUUCCGAUCCAAGGAAGACUUUUGGCGGCAGGUAGCGGUCCUGAUGCGCGAGAUCUUUAUUCCGGAGCUCCAGGCAGAGAUAAUUCUGUUCUUUAUGAGGCUGCUUUAUAACAGCAACUCUAUAUUCAAGCACAAGGCGCUUAAGUGUCUAAAGCUGCUUCUGCCCCUUGUGGACACGAGCCGUGUCGAGUUUCUGGAGAUUGGACCAGAGUUGGUGAUGCCGUUGCUUCGUCUUUUGCUCCAUGCUGAGUAUGCGACUGAGGCGCUCGAGGUCCUGGACACGGCAAUGAAUCUGUCGGAGCAGUCCGCUGAGGUCUUCAAGAUCAGGGUACCUCUCGAUGCCCAAAGCCCUGGUCCUGGCCUGAACUUUGAGGAUAUGACCAAGGGUAUCCUCGGCGGUGGAACGGGUCUGGAGAGGCGAUCCAUGGUCGAAAACUGGUCGGAACCACGCCGGGAGCAGUUUUGGCAGAUGACAAGGGCGAAUGUGAAUGCUGUUGUCUUUACUUGCACUGGAACAGGUUAUUGGGGCGGCAAUGUCGAGCUGUUGGCGGAGCACGACAUGAACUAUGGGUAUGGGGCGGACCAACAUAUGGACUUUGUGGACCACGAUGGCAUGCAUAUUGGGCUGGACGCGAACCCAUAUGGAGCGGCCUAUGACAUGAACCCCAACGACAGUCUUAAUCGCAGCCAGGUUCAGUAUGGACACUUGGUCUCUGCUCUGGACGACCUAACAGAGCAUUUUGCGGAAAGCGCACGGGUUGGCGAUGCUAGGAAACGCGAGAGCAUGGCAUAUGGGCCCCCCUCAUACGGCGACUCAAGCCAUCAAACCCACUGGAACUACCGGCACAGUCUCCUGGCAUCCGAUCCCGCCCUGAACUUGGAAUCAGCCGGUCGUGAUGGUGCACCGACGUUUCAUUCGCUUAAUGCAACUGGGGAGGGCCUGGGCCUGAGCUCAGGACCUGGAUUCGCCCGUGGACACCAACGUCAUUCUCGCCAUGGUAGCAAAGGCAGUCGGGACGAGUUUGGGUCGUUUUACUCACCUCACCACGACCGCAUUGUAGAGGACGAAGAAGAGGAAUCGACACUGAUGGCAGCAGAGAUUUUGAACAAGAGCCUUUCUAUUAAUCGAUCGUAUUCCUCGAUCCGAUCCUCAUUCAUGAUGGAUCCCUCGUCGUUCAUCAACAUUGCAGAUAACAUUGCAAACAACAGUAAUAGCACACAGGAAGAGGGUAGUGUUGGAUCGAAGGGAGAGACUGGAUCGAGUUCUGGGCUUGGAUCUCCAGUAUCCGGUCUGGCAGCCAUAUCUACAACUGUCGCAAGGGACCCUAGUGGUCGAAUGAGACUGUAUGCUCCUGGGCAUGGCCAUCACACUCACCGGUCCUCGUCUGGUUCUGGUUCUGGAGGAGCCAGUACUACGAUCGGCAAUCUUGGUGGAACAAGUCUUGCGCUGAGUAUGAGUGGUCAGAGUCACCGCACAGGAAGCAGCAACGCAGGUAGCAAUUCGAGCUCAAUUGUCAAUCCAGGAGGAGGCAGCGCGUGGGGUGGAGCGGGUCAGGUCAGCAACGGUAGCAGAAUUAAUGGGCAUCGGACGCGUGCGAGUUGUGACGACCUAUCAUUGUCUUCGUCCGAUGAUGACGAUGACGAUGACGAGGACUCGACGGAUAGUGGCGAUGAGGAUUGUAAUGGACAACCGCAGUAUUCGCAGUAUUCGCAGCAGCACCAGCACCAGCACUCGUCUGGUCGAUACAAUGCCAGACGCCCCCGUACCCGAGAAAACAGUUUUGCAAGCAAUCCCAGACCGAGUAUGGACAGCACCUCCCUGAGUCCAUCUGGCGGAGGAGGUGAAGGCAUGGUUGUUGGUUCACCACAGCGGGCGGCAAGUGGACAGCAAUCACAGCCUGAUUCGUGGGCGGGGUCUCAGUCUGAGUCAAGAGCAGAGUCUCGAGUGGGAUCAAUUCCUGGGUCACCAUCGCCGAAGCGAGCAAUGGACCGAAUGACGUCGCGACUGAUAGGGGUGGGAAACCAGGGCGAAGCCGUCGGCGGUGUGUCUAACGUGUACCUGUCACAGAAGUAAGGUAGCAUGGUGCCCAUUGUAGUAAAUAGUCUAUCAUA